AUGUGCAAACAUCAAUUCGGCUUCCACCCAGAGCCCCGAAUCGGCCCAAAUCCGUGGCUUCAGGACAUUGACUACCUCCCGGAGAAAGGUGUGGACUACUCGGAAUGCGAUGUUCCCACACAGCUUUCUGCCGAGAUCGACCGCUACAAGUGGAAGACCCCGUAUCUCACCAGCGCGGGUGGCAUUGUUGGUAUGAGCUUGAAGCAUUGGCGCAAGAUCAACGGGUUUGGCAACAACUACUUCGGCUGGGGUGGUGAGGAGCGGGAUGCAGCGAUCGCUGUCAACCUCGAGAACUUAGCCGCUAGCAGGCAGCAUCUGCAUGAAUUAGUUGUCUGGCAGGACGACGAGCUCCAUCACCGUCUUCGUUUGGGCGGGCUCCUCUACGGGGACUGCGCUUUCGGCCGCACGUUAGUCAGUCUUGGUGUCACGCUCUGUUACCCUUACUGCAAGAAGAAUGAUCCGAAUGUUGGCAAGCCGGGCCAGUCAAUCCACCGCCCGAAGAAAGGCUUCGGCCGCUUCAGCGGAAAGUUCAUGCACAGUGCCAACCACACCAAGCGCAUCACUGACCGCCUUCUGGCCCAACUUGAUCCAGCUAAAGCGGUCAGUUCCGAAUGCAACUUUGCUCUUGACUUGUUGUCUUUUUCAUGCAAUGUCUUUGUGCAUUCCGGACCGCAGCAUGUAGCAAGAGUUUUUUCCGAAGUAUGCAUCUUCUGCCAACUCUGGACUUAG
Messenger RNA from Symbiodinium natans, 729 nucleotides. The record is from the annotation of a GenBank genome assembly. Lineage: Eukaryota; Dinophyceae; Suessiales; Symbiodiniaceae.